Adineta ricciae is the source of this 288-nucleotide messenger RNA. Lineage: Eukaryota; Metazoa; Rotifera; Eurotatoria; Adinetida; Adinetidae. The record is from the annotation of a GenBank genome assembly.
AUGUCAGCGCGCGGUCCCCAAACGAAAGUUCAGAAAGUGAUGGUUCAACCUAUCAAUCUGAUCUUUCGAUAUUUGCAAAAUCGAUCGCGUAUACAAGUCUGGUUGUAUGAGCAAGCCACGAUACGAAUUGAAGGUUAUAUUAUUGGAUUCGAUGAAUAUAUGAAUCUCGUGUUAGAUGAUGCAGAAGAAAUCUUAUUGAAGAAGAAUCAACGAAAACGAAUUGGCAGAAUUUUGCUCAAAGGCGAUAAUAUCAGUUUGAUUCAACAAGUUCAAUCAAGCUCAACAUAA